This is a messenger RNA of Serinus canaria (Common canary), 2256 nucleotides long. RefSeq names its product C-type lectin domain family 5 member A-like. The record is from RefSeq and is a predicted model, not a curated record. The coding region runs from base 130 to 837 and encodes 235 amino acids. Lineage: Eukaryota; Metazoa; Chordata; Aves; Passeriformes; Fringillidae. The transcript is spliced from 7 exons.
UGCAUGACCAGAAGAGCUAUGAACUUCCUCCUGAAGGUUUGAGAGGGGAGGGAGCUCUGAGUCGUACCCAGCCCAGAGUGUCACUGUCACAACAGCUGAGGGAGGGAAGAAGGAGAAGCGGGAACCAGAAUGGCAGAAAAUGUCCUUUAUGCUGACCUGAACUUGCCUGAACCAACCAGACCCAGAAUCCUGACAGUCCCUGAUGUCCAAGGCUCAGGUUGUACCUAUGCAGAAGUGAAAGUGAAAGCCCAAGACACAAAUGCUGCAGAAAACUGCAAAUCAUCAGGUAAAAGCCGUUGUUCCAGAAAACAUGUUGCUACAUUGGUGGUGGUAAUCCUGAUAUUGGUCCUGGCAGUAUAUUUAAUAAUCACCUAUGGUCCAACUGCAGGCAGCCAGCAGGUCUCCACAACAAACAUUCCUGAAGAGGCAUUAGGCUGCCCACCAGCAUGGAAAAAACAUGGGAGAAAAUGCUACUUCUUUUUUCCACAGAGGAAACCAAAGCACUGGGAUGCCUCCCGUGCAGAAUGCACAGCCAUGGAGUCAGACCUGGUGGUCAUUGACAGCAGGGAAGAGCUGACUUACCUGCUCUCACAAACAAGAUAUAACUACUACUUACUUGGGCUCAGAUACUCUCCAGAGGAGCAGAAGUGGAAGUGGAUCAACGACGUGGAACAUGACCCAGCCAUGUUUGAUAUAAAUGGACAUCACCGUGAUUAUCUCUGCACAGUGAUUGGAUUUCGUGAAGUACAUACUGCACCUUGUGAUGGAUCCUCAACAACACAAAAUAUGUGUGAAAAAGCUGCAAGAAUUUCAAAAGGGCUGCAGAAGCAGAGCUAAAAUCAAGAGGUGCAGGCUGAUAUGUUGUGCCCAGCUUUCUGUAGGAACCAUGGAUGGGAUGUGUCUCAUUUCUCUUUAGCUGCCCAGUCUCUGCUCCCAGACUCUCCUGCAGCCUCUCUCCAGCCUCGGGGCUGAGCUCAGCCCACACUUUCCCUGAUGCUGUCUGAGCCUGGAUGGAUCCCCUCUGGAAGAGCUGGCACUGGCACACAGGAGGACUCUGGCACUGUCUCAUGCCAGAGGUGACACUUCCAGGCAGGCACUGCCAGGGGAGAGGAGUCCAGCCUGGGCACAGGGAGGUGAUCCCAAACUGAUCCUGACUCUGCAAGGCACAUCCAUCCACAGCCCUGUGUUCCCAGCCCUGCCUGGGCACAAGGAGACCCUUCCCCAGCUGGCCACAGCCUGGCCUUGCCUGCAGCCACAAGGCAAGGGCAGCACAGAUUUCUGGCUGGGAUCCUGUGGGGAACUGCAACCCCACUCCUUGCCAGUCUCAUGGUCAAGAUAGCACAAAAUCAGGUGUGGUUGUGGAUAAAUCUUCCCCUGUCCCCAACUGCUCCAAGAGCACUCAGGAUCCCAGAGCCUGGGAGGGGAGGGAGAAUCAGCCCAAGGGAAAGGGAUCCUACAGCAGCACAGCUCUGGGCAUAAAAUCAGCCCCAGUCCUGUGUGGGGAAGGGAAGGAAUGUCAGAUUUAUGAUCUGCUGGGGAAGGGCACAGAACGGAGACCAGCAGAGAGCAGCAAGACCUGAAGAACAGAGUCCCAAGAGAAGCUGAGCUGGACAGAAAACAGAACAAUGAAACCCUCAGUGACCUGUGAAGGAGCUGGUGAGAGGCACAAGAGUGACCGACAGGGAAUGGAAACACGAUGCCCUUCCCUCUUUUCCUUGGAGGUUGGUCACAGGACAGGGCAGCUGUAUGGAUGUGCUCUGGGUGUCCCCAGAGAUGUGCUCUGGGUGUCCCCAGAGAGCUCCACUCAGUGGCUUGGGCUGACUGCUGGGCCCCUGUAGAGUUCCUCUCCUUUCCCUUACAUGGAUUAAAGCUUUUCUUUUCAAAACACAAAGCGGUGUUUGUGUUUGGGUGGGUGAAUCUUUGGGAACUCCAGACACUUCCAAUCCAGAACCACUUCCCAACACAGGUGACCUCAGGGAGGCCAUGAACUUGUUUUUCCUCAUGUUCCUGACAUAAAACCCUGUGCCAUCAAAAAAAUAAGUAGAAAUGGACUUCUUGUCUCAUUAGAAGUUGAUGCAUGACCGGAAGAGCUAGGAACUUCCUGCUGAAGGUUUGAGAGGAGAGGGAGCUCUGAGUUGUGCCCAGCCCAGAGUGUCACUGUCACAACAGCCGAAGGAGGAGAGAACAGAGUGGAACAAGAAUGGCAGAAAAUGUCAUUAACUCUGACCUGAACUUGCCUGAACCAAUCAGACCCAG